Messenger RNA from Lycium barbarum (goji berry), 859 nucleotides. Its product is annotated as FCS-Like Zinc finger 5-like. Lineage: Eukaryota; Viridiplantae; Streptophyta; Magnoliopsida; Solanales; Solanaceae. The record is from RefSeq and is a predicted model, not a curated record. Bases 177 to 686 code for a protein of 169 amino acids. The transcript has 2 exons.
CUUUGGCUCUCUCCUUUAUCUUCCCAACACAUCUCCCCACUCUCACUCCUCUUCCCCUUCUUCUUCUUCCUCUACCUCUCUCUCUAAAACCUCUCUUUCUUUCACCUUUUCUACCAUAACCACUCUCUCAUACAACACAUUAGCUGAAAAAAAGAAGAAAAAGAAAAGCAGAGAAAAUGUUGCUAGGGAAGAGGACAAGGCCACCCAUGAAGAGAACAACAAGCAUGACAGAAUUCACCUUAGAUCUCAACCUCAACCCUGACCCUCCUUCUGCUAUUUCUAAUAAUUGUAAUAAUCUUCCCUUUGAUCCUCACAACCCCUUCACACCCAUCCCAGUACCCUCAAACACCAACCAGCAGCUAGAUCAACAACGUUUAUUAACCACAUCUAAAACUAUACCCACCAGAAACCGCCGAAAAUCUGCUGAUUUUGUAGAAACUGCCAGUUUUUUGAAAGCUUGCUUCCUCUGUAAACGUCACUUGAUCCCUGGUCGCGAUAUCUACAUGUACAGGGGAGAUAGUGCUUUUUGCAGCCUAGAGUGUAGACAGCAGCAAAUGAAUCUAGACGAGAAAAAGGAAAAGUGUUCUUUGGUUGCGUCUAGGAAGGACUUCAAGAACUCCGCAGCCAUAGCCGGCGGAAAGGGAUCUGAUGUCUCCGCCACAAGCGAGACUGUCGCUGCCGUUUAGGUAGUGGAGAUUUUAGGCCCCGUCCGUAUGGAUGAAUCAAACAUAUCAACUGUUUGAUAUGUGGUUAAUUACUACGUUACCCACACAAAAAUGCAUAUCAAAGCUGCUUUAUAUGUAUAUACAUGUUGUGGGAGUACGAUCUGCAUGAUGAUUAAUAUAAAUAUAUUUCUCUA